GGUUAAUUCCAUCAUUCUAAAUAUUUUCAUUAAGUUUUGAGGCACACUUGCAACAAAAUCAGAUUUUUGGACCAAGUCCAAACAUUUUUCGAUGAAAGUGUCACCAUUUGUGCACUUUAGUCUAAAAAAAAAUGUUAAGAUAUUGUCCAGAAAAAUAUUAUAAUAAAAAGUAAAAUCCCUUCGAUCGGCGUGGCAAGUGGGAGUUUCGACAUACCGAAACGGUGGCGACACAGCUCUCGUCCGGCGGAACUCGGCAGUGAAGCGGGAAACCUCUAAAGACUAAAACCCCUUUCUUCAGAACGCAAAUGGUGGUAUUUGAAGCACGAGAAGAACCCUAGGUCUCAUCCCUUCCUUCUUUAGACUUAAAUCAAUUUCUGGAAAAGAGAACAAAAUUGAUAUGAUUAAUGGUCGAGAUCAACAUCAUCAGCAGCAGGCAACUACUGUUGAAACGCUCCCUAUAAGCUCUCCUCCUCCUUCUUUUAGAUCAUCACAUACAACCACCACCGCUACCAACAACAACAUGCAGCAGCAGCAGCAGCAGCAGCUCCCGUCGCCGAUCUCUCUUGCUUCCGAUCGCCAACUGCCAGGACAUCUUGUUACGCCAAUUUCCGCUGCUCACCCUACCGGAGAACCCGCCGUGAUCAUGCCCACAUCUUCGCCUUUGGCGAGAAUAAGGCUCUCGGACCUGAUCCCUUACGACGGGGCGCCUACCGACUCUUAUUUGAGAGCGAUUGAGGCGUUAUCCGGUUCGCUUACGAGGCACAACGCGGCGGUGAUUGAAUUAGGAACUGAUGAUGGAGCAUUGAUGAGAUGCGGAUUGGAAUCGGCGAGGUUGUAUUUCAGGACUAGGGCUCAAACUGGUGGUAAUUGGAGCAGCAGUAAUGGUACUACUGGUGUCUAUAAGUAUAGGGCAGGAAGGGCUGUAGAAGACAUGGAUUCAUCUCCACCAUGCAUGUCAGAUGUUUUCAGAUGCAUGGGAAAGGUUGCUCGUGCUGCUCUAUCUGCAAUAGCUAGACACCUUCGAUUAAGAAGCGAUGCUUUCAACCAUUUACUUGAUGACAACCCUUUACCUGCAAAUGAGGCAUCAUCAUCCAUCCUUGUUGCAUCAUACCUGCCCACAUUGCAAAAGGGGAAAAGUGUGAUUGGUGGAGGGAACAUAACAACAAAUCAUGAAAGUGAAAAGGGAUUGUUAACAUUAGUUUGUUCAGAUUCACCUGGUCUGCAGGUUCGUGAUCCCAAUGGUAGAUGGUAUGUAGCAGACAUUGUUUCAAGUUCAGGGGAUCUUUUAUUAUUGACAGGGAAGGCACUCAGCCAUGCAACAGCUGGCCUUAGGCCUGCUGCUUCAUAUAGGGCUGCAACAGACUACAUUUCUGCUGGGAGGUCAUCAUUGGCAUUUAGGCUGAUGCCACAAGGGAAUGCCAUAUUAGACUGUUCUCCCAUUAGGGCAGCUGGGCAUGUCAUCCCUCAAAGCUAUGUCCCAAUCUCUGUAAGCCAGUUUAUGGAUGAUCUUUCUGCUGAUGAAGAUAUACCUUCUAAUGGAACUGAUAAUGUUUUUGCGGCUUGGAAGUUUUCGAAUAAAGAACAGUCAUUGAGAAGUGUUCUAUCUGAUUCAUUAUCUGGUGCAUUUCUUGAAGAUGCUAUGCUUGUUCCUUGUGGGCAUUCAUUUGGUGGCAUGAUGCUGAAGAGGAUGAUAGAAACUGGAAGAUGUAGUCUCUGUGAUGCUGAAAUUGGCACUGCACCUCUAAUUCCAAAUCAUGCUUUAAGAGCUGCAGCUGGAGCUGUUAAACGUGAGGAUGAUCGAAGGCUCUUUCACAAUGCUGCAAUGCGAAAACAAAGAAGAGAAGUCAGUGACAGAUGGGUAAAUGGGGAUGGUAGUUCUGAAAAUGGGUCCCAUAGAUGUGUACAGUAUCCAUUUUCAGUAAACGAGAAGGUUGUUAUUAAGGGAAACAGGAGGACACCAGAUAAAUUUGUUGGGAAAGAAGCUAUCAUAACUUCACAAUCGCUUAAUGGGUGGUACCUGGUAAAUAUUAUUGAAAGUGGAGAGAAGGUUAGGCUACAAUAUCGUUCUUUUAGGAAGAUCCCAACUUCUCCACCUACAGCUAGUUAAUUUUUUAAAUUUCAAAGUUAAUGUAAAUUGUUAUGUUUUUCAGCAGAAAAAUGACAAAUAAAGAUGUUAAUGUAAGAUUUUAGUUCAAGUUAUAUUAGUUUUUUCAGCAGAAUAUGAUUGAUGUAUUGGGUAUUGGAUCUCAUACAUUUUGCAAGUUAUUGUUAUGGUUGGAUCCUACACAUACAAACACGAGUUAAUGGAUUAAGCCAAAAAUCUGGCUUAAUAUAUUAAGACACC
This is a messenger RNA of Lactuca saligna, 2344 nucleotides long. The record is from the annotation of a GenBank genome assembly. NCBI's taxonomy places the organism in Eukaryota, Viridiplantae, Streptophyta, Magnoliopsida, Asterales, Asteraceae.